GUUUCAAAAACCUACGUACAUCAUAUACUAGAAUAUAAAGAUAAGCUAAAGAAGCUGUUGGGUUCAUACCCCAUUUAUAAAGGUGUACCCCUUUUCUUUAUAAUUAAAUUGAUGAAAUCCCUAUUUUUAAUUAUUAUAAUACUUGGAACUUUAAUUUCCGUUUCUGCUUAUUCCUGAAUUAAUGUUUGAAUUGGUUUAGAAAUAAAUCUUCUUGCUUUUAUCCCCCUUAUUAAUUCUGAUAAUUAUAAAUACUCUUCUGAAACUUCAAUAAAAUACUUUUUAGUUCAAGUUUCAGCCUCAAUAUUUAUCAUAUUUGCAAUUCUUUACUCUUUCUUUGAUUUAAACUCAUUUGAUAAACUAAAUGAAAUAUCAAAUUUUGUGUUUAAUUGUGCAGUAUUAAUAAAAAUAGGAGCUGCCCCGUUUCAUAUAUGAUACCCAGAAGUUGUUUGAGGAAUAAGUUGAGCUAAUGCUUUAUUAAUAUUAACUUGACAAAAAAUUGCCCCUAUAAUUUUAAUUAUAUAUAACUUUAAAAUAAAUACACUUUUCUAUCUAAUUAUUCUAAUUUCUAUAACAGUAAGAGGAGUAAAGGCAUGAAAUCAAACUAGGAUAAAAAAAAUUUUAGCCUUAUCAUCAAUCAACCAUAUAGGAUGAAUAAUAGGAAUAAUAUUUUUAAACCAAUCUUUAUGAAUCUUAUACUUUAUUGUAUACCUAUUUAUUACUACUAAUUUAAUUUUAGUUUUAAAUAAAUAUAAUAUUAAUUCAACUUAUGAAUUAUUUAGUUUAAUAAACUUAAAUAAAACAACAAAAUUUUUUUUCUUCAUAAAUUUAAUCUCAUUAGGAGGGAUUCCUCCUUUUUUAGGAUUUUUCCCUAAAUGAAUAGUUUUAAAAAUUUUAAUAGAAAAUGAAAUAUAUUUUUUAGCAUUUCUAAUAAUUUUCCUUACUUUAAUUAGAUUAUAUGUUUAUAUUCGAAUAAUUUUCCAACCUAUAACCUUUAAGGCACCCGAAAAAAAAAAUACUUUCAAAAAUUACGACUCUUUUUUUAUUUUCGUAAUAAACUUCAUUAACUUAGCUGGAUUAAUUAUUUUUACGCUAAUCUUCAAUUUGUAUUAAGGAUUUAAGUUAAAAAAACUAUUAACCUUCAAAGUUAAAAAUAGAAAUAUUCUAAGCCUUAGGAUGUAUCCACCUAUAAAUUUGCAAUUUAUAAUCAUAUUUGAAUAUAAGGCUUUGAUAAAGGAGAAUUCUCAUGAAUAAAUUUACAAUUUAUCGCUUAUUAUCGGCCACUUUAUCGAAUAAAUGAUUAUUUUCUUCUAAUCAUAAAGAUAUUGGAACAUUAUAUUUCUUAUUCGGAAUAUGAGCCGGAAUAAUUGGGACCUCUUUAAGAAUUUUAAUUCGUCUUGAAUUAGGAACUACUAAUAGAUUAAUUGGAAAUGACCAAAUUUAUAAUGUAAUUGUAACAGCUCAUGCCUUCAUUAUAAUUUUUUUUAUAGUUAUACCAAUUAUAAUUGGAGGAUUUGGAAAUUGACUUGUUCCUUUAAUAAUUGGAGCACCUGACAUAGCUUUCCCUCGAUUAAAUAAUAUAAGAUUUUGACUACUCCCACCUGCCUUAACCUUACUUAUUAUUAGAAGAUUAGUGGAAAUAGGUGCAGGAACUGGAUGAACUGUCUACCCUCCUUUAUCCUCUAACUUAGCUCAUAAUGGGCCUUCAGUAGAUUUAGUAAUUUUUAGUUUGCACUUAGCAGGUAUCUCAUCUAUUUUAGGAGCCGUAAAUUUUAUUUCAACUAUUAUAAAUAUACGACCAUUUGGCAUAAACCUUGAUAAGACACCUCUUUUUGUAUGAUCAGUACUAAUUACUGCUAUUUUACUUUUAUUAUCAUUACCUGUAUUAGCCGGGGCAAUUACAAUAUUAUUAACAGAUCGUAAUAUUAAUACUUCUUUUUUUGAUCCAAUAGGAGGGGGAGAUCCCAUCCUUUAUCAACAUUUAUUUUGAUUUUUUGGACAUCCUGAAGUUUAUAUUUUAAUUCUUCCAGGAUUUGGGAUAAUUUCUCAUAUUAUUACCCAAGAAAGAGGUAAAAAAAUUGCAUUUGGGGCAUUAGGAAUAAUUUAUGCUAUAUUAGCCAUUGGACUUCUAGGAUUUGUAGUAUGAGCUCACCAUAUAUUUACGGUAGGAAUAGAUGUAGAUACACGAGCAUACUUUACUUCAGCUACUAUAAUUAUUGCUGUACCUACAGGAAUUAAGAUUUUUUCUUGAUUAGCAACCUUGCAUGGGAUUCAAUUUAAUUUAACUCCCUCAUUACUAUGAACUUUAGGAUUCCUAUUUCUAUUUACUAUUGGAGGAUUAACAGGUGUAAUUUUAGCUAAUUCAUCUAUAGAUAUUAUCCUUCACGAUACUUAUUAUGUAGUAGCCCAUUUCCAUUACGUACUUUCCAUAGGAGCUGUAUUUGCUAUUAUAGCAGGAUUUGUACAUUGAUUUCCUUUAAUAACAGGAUUUAAUAUAAAUAAUAAACUACUAAAAAUUCAGUUUUAUUUAAUAUUUUUAGGGGUAAAUAUAACCUUUUUCCCUCAACAUUUUUUAGGAUUAAAUGGUAUACCUCGUCGUUACUCAGAUUAUCCUGAUGCUUACUGCAUAUGAAAUAAAAUUUCCUCUAUUGGUUCUGUAUUCUCUUCAAUUAGAGUAAUUUUUAUACUAAUUAUUAUAUGAGAAAGAUUUUACUCUAUACGAAUAAGAAAAUUUAAUUUUAACAUUCCUACUUUAAUUGAAUGAUUCCAACUCAGUCCUCCAAAUGAACAUAGAUAUUCAGAGAUCCCUAUAUUAGCUAUAAAAUUCUAAUAUGGCAGAAUAGUGCAUUGGAUUUAAACCCCAAUUAUAAAGUUACCUUUUUUUAGAAAUAGCUACCUGAAAAUCUAGUUUAUUUUUAGAUAGAUCUUCAUUUCUUCUAGAACAAUUAAGAUUUUUCCACGAUCACGCAUUAUUAAUUUUAACAAUAAUUACCUGUACUGUAGCUUAUAUCAUAUUAAGAUUACUAUUUAAUAAAUUCAAUCAUCGAUUUUUAUUAGAAGGACAUACUAUUGAAACUAUUUGAACAAUUCUUCCAGCUUUUACUUUAAUUUUUAUUGCUUUACCUUCUCUUAAAUUAAUUUACCUUAUUGAUGAAAUUCGUAAUCCAUUGAUUACCUUAAAAACUAUUGGGCAUCAAUGAUAUUGAACCUAUGAAUAUUCAGAUUUUAAAAAUUUAGAAUUUGACUCCUAUAUAAUUCCUUCCAGAGAUAUUAAUAAUUUUAAUUUUCGAUUAUUAGAAGUUGAUAAUCGAACUGUUUUGCCAUAUCUUUCUCAUGUUCGAUUAAUUACCUCUUCUGCUGAUGUAAUUCAUUCAUGAACUAUCCCUUCUUCAGGGGUAAAAAUUGAUGCUUCUCCCGGACGACUAAAUCAAAUUAGAUUUACACUAAACCGUACAGGGAUUUUUUAUGGGCAAUGUUCUGAAAUUUGUGGGGCAAAUCACAGAUUCAUGCCUAUUUCUAUUGAAAGAAUUUCCCCUAAAAAUUUUAUCAAAUGAAUUGAAAACUUUU
This is a messenger RNA of Coccinella septempunctata (seven-spotted ladybird), 3564 nucleotides long. Its product is annotated as NADH-ubiquinone oxidoreductase chain 2-like. Gene Ontology annotation, molecular function: NADH dehydrogenase (ubiquinone) activity. Gene Ontology annotation, biological process: mitochondrial electron transport, NADH to ubiquinone. The annotation marks the transcript as partial. The transcript has a single exon. Lineage: Eukaryota; Metazoa; Arthropoda; Insecta; Coleoptera; Coccinellidae. The record is from RefSeq and is a predicted model, not a curated record.